Messenger RNA from Erythranthe guttata (spotted monkey flower), 1752 nucleotides. Its product is annotated as Mitochondrial substrate carrier family protein. The record is from RefSeq and is a predicted model, not a curated record. Lineage: Eukaryota; Viridiplantae; Streptophyta; Magnoliopsida; Lamiales; Phrymaceae.
AUAAAAUACCGAACCCUCACAUUUGAUAUUACACACAUCCGUAUCUCUCUCUCUCAGUUCAAACAGUGUCAGCACUGUAAACCUAUAAAAAUAACCUACUUUUACCGGCGAGAUCCGAUCUUACGCCGGCGAGACUUUCCGAUUGGGUACGGAUUAGUAAUCUGUUUUCCGGUAAGAAGUUUUCGAGAAAUGCUAUUACCGUUUGUGUUAAUUAACUUCCAAUCGGAGACAUGGUUCCACAAGCGCAGGAAAUCGAUUCCCCCCUUCGUAUGAAUCCCUAAAGUUUGCAAUUCGUUUGAUUUUGGCCUUUUCUCUCUCUAACAUAUGUAAUUAUCCGUUACCGAUUACCAAUUUUUGUUGUUUUCUAUGCUUUUCUCUCUCUAGAUUUAUGUUGUUUGUCAUACAAGUGAAUAGUUUAUAUCUAUAAGCAAGUGAUUUAGGGCUUAGAAUUAAACACUUUUGAACAAAAAACUGGAGAAAAUGAAUCUAAGUACUGCUGAGGAAGAAUCAACAGCACAAGAAAUUCACAUUCCAGCAGAUAUAGACUGGAAAAUGCUGGAUAAGUCCAAGUUCUUCUUUCUCGGGGCGGCCUUGUUUUCCGGUGUUUCCGCCACUUUAUACCCUGCGGUGGUGUUGAAAACCCGUCAACAGGUUGCUCAAUCGCACGUUUCGUGUGUGAGAACCGCAGUUUGGACGGUGAGGCACGAAGGCCUUCGUGGAUUGUACAGAGGCUUCGGAACCUCACUGACGGGAACUAUCCCUGCCAGAGCUCUAUACAUGACUGCGCUCGAGGUCACCAAGAGUAGGGUGGGGACCGCCGCCACUAGGCUCGGAUUUCCCGAGCCUACCGCGGCGGCAGUGGCCAACGCAGCCGCCGGUUUGAGUGCCGCGAUGGCGGCACAGGUGGUGUGGACGCCGGUUGAUGUUAUCAGCCAGAGGCUGAUGGCUCAGGGGAGCGGUUUGACUGCGUUGCCUUGUAAAUACAUAAACGGAGCCGAUGCAUUCAGGAAGAUUUUGAGCACGGACGGUGUUAGAGGGUUGUAUAGAGGGUUUGGGAUAUCGAUCUUGACUUACGCGCCUUCGAAUGCCGUUUGGUGGGCUUCUUAUUCGGUGGUGCAGAGGCUCGUUUGGGAUGGAAUGGGGUGUUUUCUUUGCAAGAAAGGCGAAGAAAAGAUCGAAAAUGGAGUUGAUAGUGGAUUUAGGCCGGACGGUAAAACGGUGAUUGCAGUACAAGGGGUGAGUGCAGCUAUGGCGGGUGGGGUUUCGGCUUUGAUCACAAUGCCUCUGGAUACAAUCAAGACGAGGUUGCAGGUCUUGGAGGGGGAUGAGAAUGGUAGAAAGGGGCCCACUUUGGGGCAAACGGUGAGGAAUCUUGUGAGGGAGGGUGGGUGGUUGGCUUGUUACAGAGGGUUGGGUCCGAGGUGCGCUUCCAUGUCCAUGUCAGCAACUACUAUGAUCACUACUUACGAGUUCUUGAAACGGCUCUCCGCUAAGAAUUAAGAAGUUUUUUGACUAUCGUGUGACUGAAAAAGUGAAAAGAUAGAAGAACACGUUUCGUUUAUUUUUUCUUGGCUUUUGAUUUAGGUGGUACGUCUAACUUUGUUUUCGUUAAGGUUUUUGCCGAUAGUUUUCUUAUUUUUUUCUUUUCAUAGCUUUGUUUGCUUUUUUUUUUUGUAUGUAUAGAGCUUCUGUAUAUUCUCUUCCCCUGGUUAGAUUAUCAAUGUAAGGCAAUUCUCAAACAGUUUUUUUUUU